Lasiosphaeria miniovina is the source of this 759-nucleotide messenger RNA. RefSeq lists its product as uncharacterized. Lineage: Eukaryota; Fungi; Ascomycota; Sordariomycetes; Sordariales; Lasiosphaeriaceae. The transcript is spliced from 2 exons. The coding region runs from base 187 to 639 and encodes 150 amino acids. The record is from RefSeq and is a predicted model, not a curated record.
GCUAUUCGAACCCCCGCCAGAAGCAAUCGCGUCAAUUGGAGUUUGAAAGCCCCUCAAUGGUCUGGUUUGCUCUUCGGGAUAGACCUGCGACAUCUCCAAUCACUAUUCAACACCAUUCCCGUUUAACUUGGAAUGGGCAGCUAGCUAAGCCGGCGUCGGCUCAAGGGUGUAGCGCCCGCUUGAUUGAUGCUGACGCAUUGGCUGCCGGCUUCCCUUAUCGUCUCCACUAGAACCCGAAUCGCUGGAAAUUCCUGGCCUGCACUGCUGGCCUUGAGCUUUAUCGAGUCGUGGGCGCUGCAGUGUCAAGCAUGUUGCAUGACCGGUGCCGAUUGUCCCGCCUCCCCGCACUCAUUUCCCCCACAAAUCGCGGUUACCCACGGCCUUUCCUACGAGACUGGGGCAGUCCACGUGAUUAUUGAUAAGAGAUGCUGCAAUAACAUCAUCGGUCCCUAUGGAUCUACGAACCUUUCGAAAAAGAGGGCGUUCGCUGUUUGGCUGGAAUGGGCCACAAUGGGCCCCUCCCCGCGCAAUUGCGCCGCCUGUUGGCCCAUGCCGGCCUUGAGCUUGCCGGCCGCAGCAAGAAUGCGAUGUCGGGGGAUAAAAGGCAGGAGACGGCUGCUGGCAACAAUGUCCAUCUAAUCACCCUUUGACUACUUAAAGGUCCGAUUGAGCUUCGAAACUUGUCAAACUGACUUCGUCAACGGCUUUUGCGGACCUGUCUUAUACCUACCUCGUUUGUUGGCAGGUCAUUUGCAUGUG